AUCUACAGAUGAGAAAAAAGAACCGGGCAGGUCCCAAUUAUUGAGCGAGUAAAGCAACGUGUCCUUCUUCUUCUUCCAAGAACCUCAUGUAAUCUACUUAUAUAUACAUACACAUAUACAUACAGUCAACCACAACCAUCAUAUCUCUUUUACCAUUCUCUUUCAACACUUUAAUAAAUCUUGUUUGUAUGAACCAUCUAAGACUACAUAUUUUAUUUCUUUAUCAAUUAGUAUGAGGUUCCUGUUUUUUACAUUAUUUAAUCUGUUGUUUUAGUUGGUUUAUAAAUUGGGUCAGUCAAGAAUAAUAUUAUAUACACUCGUAUAUAAUUAUAAAAACUAGUAUCCAACUCUAAACCCAACUCACUUUACCUUGUCAAUCUGUUCUGUUUGUUGUCAUUUAUUGGUUUAGAGUAAAGUUGGGUCAUCUUUUUCUUGAAUUUCUGAGCUCAAAGAUGAAAUCUUGAUCCUAAAGGUUGAAUCUUUAAUCUGAUAAUGGGGUCUUGUGGAUCCAAACCCACAGGAUGUGGGAUGGGUAUUCGGAGGAAAAAUAAACCGACCCGGAAAAGAUUAGUUGUCAGGAAGACAUCUUCUUUGUCUCAUAAGCUUAAUCAAGUUGAUUCCUCUGUUUCUAUUGAUCGAUCUUAUUGUAAUCCUACUUAUCAAGUAAAUUCAGAUUCAUGGUUUGAUCCUGUGUUGGUGGUUGAGUCAGAUGAAGAUGAUGACUUUUAUAGCAUUCAAGAUGAUAUGUCUUUGAAUGGCUCCGGGUCAACUGUUGUGACUCCAAGAUGUUCAGAUUAUGUUAAUCAUAAUGGCACUGGUCCAACAUUUGUUACCUCAGACCCUUCAGUACAUCCAAGUACUGUACUGGAAGAUAAUUCGGAAGAUAAUCAAAAUGAGGGAAAAGUUAUGGUAGAUAAUAUAGCUACUUACGUUGAUGAAAGUGCUGGUGGGGAAGACAUGGGAAUGCUGCACAACUGUGGACUCCUCCCUAAUAAUUGCUUGCCUUGUCUUGCCGGUACUGCCUCUUCCUCAGACGAAAAGAGAAAAUCGCUAAGCUCAAGCCCAAAGAAAAAAGCAGCGUUAAGACUUUCCUUUAAAUGGAGAGAUGGACCGGCUGCUCCCACAAUAUUGUCACCAAGACCUCCCCUGCACAGACCUAUAGCAGGUUCUCAGGUUCCAUAUUGUCCAAUUGAGAAGAGAUUGUCUGAUAGUUGGUCACCUAUUGAGCCAAGUACUUUCAAAGUCCGGGGGCAGAACUAUCUAAGGGAUAAAAAGAAAGAAGCUGCUCCAAAUCAUGCAGCAUUUUCUCCUUUUGGUGUUGAUGUGUUUGUAUCUCCAAGAAAAAUUGACCACAUCGCACGCUUUGUGGAACUUCCUGUUAUUGAGUCAUCAGGAAAAGUUCCUUCCAUCCUUGUAGUAAACCUUCAGAUACCAUUAUAUCCGGUCACAAUAUUUCAAAAUGAUUAUGAUGGAGAAGGAAUGAGCUAUGUUCUUUACUUUAAGCUAUCAGAAAGUUAUUUAAAGGAAAUGCCACUACAUUUCCAAGAAAGUAUUAGGAGAUUAAUUGACGAUGAAGUGGAGAAAGUCAAGGGUUUUGCUUUGGAUACUGUCGCACCAUAUAGGGAAAGAUUGAAGAUCUUGGGUCGAAUAGCAAAUAUGGAGGACAUUAACUUGAGUGCAGCUGAAAAGAAGCUUAUGAAUGCUUACAAUGAAAAGCCUGUACUUUCGCGUCCUCAACAUAAAUUUUUCUCGGGAGAAAACUACUUUGAGAUUGAUUUAGACAUGCACAGAUUCAGUUACAUUUCAAGAAAAGGUUUUGAAGCGUUCCAAGAAAGAUUAAAGUUCUGUAUUCUGGAUUUCUGUUUGACUAUACAGGGAAACAAACCGGAAGAGUUGCCAGAAUGCAUCUUGUGUUGUGUGCGAUUGAAAGAAAUCGACUACACUAACUUUCAUCAACUAGCAUUGUGACCCGGGUAUUUUUGUACCCGAAUUCGAUUAAAUUCAUUACUUGACUGUGUUGGAGCUUAUGACUUUUCUUUGGGGGCUUCAUCCAUUUUCUUGAGCUCGUACGCAAUCCUGUAUACUAUGAACCUCUUAUUCAAUUGUGUAAAAAUGGCAAUUUGAGUGUACAGUUCUGAAACAAAUGAAAUGUAAUAAAAAAUUAAUAAAAGAGUGUAAUUCUUGA
Daucus carota subsp. sativus is the source of this 2185-nucleotide messenger RNA. RefSeq lists its product as uncharacterized. Bases 493 to 1968 code for a protein of 491 amino acids. Lineage: Eukaryota; Viridiplantae; Streptophyta; Magnoliopsida; Apiales; Apiaceae. The record is from RefSeq and is a predicted model, not a curated record. The transcript has 9 exons.